Molecule: messenger RNA, 3207 nt
Organism: Neoarthrinium moseri
Lineage: Eukaryota; Fungi; Ascomycota; Sordariomycetes; Amphisphaeriales; Apiosporaceae
Exons: 6
Coding region: 1-3207 (1068 amino acids)
Biological process (GO): NADPH regeneration; proton transmembrane transport
Cellular component (GO): mitochondrial inner membrane
Molecular function (GO): NAD binding; NADP binding
Source: RefSeq, a predicted model, not a curated record
AUGAUAGGCCCGUCCGUCUUGCGGCCGGUGCUGGUCGCUGCUAGCGGCGUCUCGUCGAGGGCGAGCCCCCGAGUUGCAUCCUCGCGCAUUUUAGUCCUGCCGCCAAUCGCCGGCCUCGCCGUUGCAUGUCAGCGACACUGGCACAGCACCCACGUCAGGAAGCCUGUCGUCUUACCCGCCGCCGGCUUCAAGCGCGAGGGCGGUCAGCCUGCAGCAUCGCGCAUCAUCCCGACGACUGCUUAUUCGACGGUUGUUGAGCCGCCUUCAACUCCCUACUCUGCGCUCACCGUGGGGGUGCCCCGUGAAACGUUCGCAAAUGAGCGCCGGGUCGCCCUGACCCCUCAGAAUGUUGCCCUCUUGAGAAAGAAGGGCGUUGCAAAGAUCAUUGUUGAACGUGGGGCCGGCGCCCAAGCUGACUUCCCUGACGAUGCCUAUGAGAAGGCGGGCGCGACCUUGGUCGAUGCCGGUGGUGUCUGGUCCGCUGCGGACAUUGUGUUGAAAGUGCGUGGCCCAAAUGUUGCUGAAAUCGAUCGCCUCAAGCCAGGCGCAACUGUCAUCUCGUUCCUGCAACCGGCUCAGAACAGAGACCUGGUUGAGCGUUUGGCUGCACGCAAGGUGACGGCUUUCGCUAUGGACAUGAUCCCUCGCAUCUCUCGGGCCCAGGUGUUUGAUGCUCUCAGCUCAAUGGCGAACAUUGCUGGUUACAAAGCUGUACUGGAGGCAUCCAACAACUUCGGGCGCUUCCUGACUGGACAGGUCACUGCCGCGGGCAAGAUCCCGCCAUGCAAGGUUCUCGUCAUUGGUGCCGGUGUAGCUGGCCUGAGUGCUAUUGCCACUGCGCGCAGGAUGGGUGCAAUCGUUCGAGGCUUCGAUACACGAGCCGCUGCUCGCGAGCAGGUCCAGUCCUUGGGAGCCGAGUUCAUCGAGGUCGAGAUCCAAGAAGACGGCUCUGGUACGGGAGGUUAUGCCAAGGAAAUGUCACCGGAAUUCAUUGCUGCCGAGAUGAAGCUCUUCACGGAGCAGGCUCGCGACGUUGAUAUUAUUAUUACAACUGCCUUGAUCCCAGGAAGGCCAGCCCCUAAGCUGAUCACCAAGUCUAUGGUCGAGAUAAUGAAGCCGGGCUCUGUGAUCGUCGAUCUGGCGGCCGAAGCCGGCGGCAAUUGUGAGAAAACUGAGCCUGGGAAACUCGUCACAUAUAAUGAUGUCAAAAUUAUUGGUUACACGGAUCUGCCAUCUAGACUUCCGACUCAAUCAUCCACGCUGUAUUCCAACAAUAUCGUCAAGUUUCUCUUGUCUAUGGCACCGAAGGAGAAAUCCUACGGCAUCGACCUUUCAGACGAAGUGGUCCGCGGGGCAAUUGUGGUCUUGAACGGCGAUGUAUUGCCUGCAGCCCCACGUCCAGCGCCUCCACCCGCUCCAGCCGCGAAGCCGAAGCCCCAGGUAGAAGAGGUCAAAGCCCUGACCCCGUUCCAGAAGACUACGCGAGAAGUCGCUGGUGUUACUGCUGGAAUGGGAGGCGUCCUGGCUCUGGGAAAGAUCACCGGCCCGUUGUUCAUGGGUAACGCUUUCACUUUUGCCUUGGCAUCUCUCAUCGGUUAUCGUGUAGUCUGGGGCGUAACACCUGCUCUACACUCUCCCCUCAUGAGCGUCACCAAUGCUAUAUCUGGAAUGGUUGGCAUCGGUGGUUUGUUUGUGAUGGGCGGUGGAUACCUGCCGGAGACUUUUCCCCAGUUCCUCGGGGCCGCAUCGGUUUUACUAGCAUUUGUCAACGUGUCGGGAGGUUUCGUCAUCACCAAGCGUAUGCUAGACAUGUUCAAGCGGCCAACCGACCCGCCCGAGUAUCCAUGGCUAUAUGCUGUUCCGGCGGCUGUUUUUGGCGGCGGGUUUCUCGCGGCCGCAUCAACCGGUGCAGCUGGUCUCAUCCAGGCUGGGUACCUUGUCAGCUCAGUGCUUUGCAUCAGCUCGCUUUCUGGGUUGGCAUCGCAAGCGACAGCCCGCAUGGGCAAUUUACUGGGAAUACUUGGUGUCAGUUCCGGUAUUCUUGCCUCUUUACUGGCAGUCGGCUUCUCUCCUGAGGUUCUGACCCAGUUCGGCGGACUCGCAGCCAUUGGCGGUCUGAUCGGGUUUCUCAUCGGGAAGCGUAUCAUGCCCACUGAUCUUCCGCAGACAGUAGCAGCACUUCACUCAGUCGUUGGCCUUGCUGCCGUGCUUACCAGUAUUGGCAGCGUGAUGGGCGACCUUUCCCAUAUCACCACUCUACAUCUGGUGACAGCCUAUCUCGGUGUGCUCAUCGGAGGUAUUACCUUCACUGGUUCCAUCGUUGCGUUCAUGAAGUUAGCAGGAAAGAUGUCUUCUCGUCCCCUUCAACUCCCUGGCCGCCAUUUGAUCAACUCUGGAAUGCUAGCAACCAACUUUGCUACCAUGGGCGCGUUCGUGACAAUGGCACCGGGCUCGCCUAUGAUAGCGGCGGCCGCGCUCAGUGCGAACACUAUCCUCUCAUUUGCAAAGGGCUUCACCACGACAGCUGGGAUCGGUGGUGCCGACAUGCCAGUGGUUAUCACCGUGCUCAACGCUUACAGUGGUUUUGCUCUCGUGGCAGAAGGGUUUAUGUCUCUGACGAAUGUGCUCUUUGGCGGCAUAUCAGCACCCACGGCCACUGAAUACAAGGUCGAAGGGUCGAUAACACAGACAAAUAUUGAUGAUACGGCGGAGGCUCUCACCAAUGCGGAAAGCGUGAUCAUCAUUGUCGGCUACGGCAUGGCAGUGGCGAAAGCACAAUACGCUAUCAGCGAGAUAACCAACAUGUUACGAUCCAAGAACAUCAACGUCCGCUUCGCCAUCCACCCGGUAGCUGGUCGAAUGCCGGGUCAAUGCAAUGUCUUGUUGGCCGAGGCAAGUGUUCCAUACGACAUUGUGCUCGAGAUGGACGAGAUCAAUGACGACUUUCCUGAUACCGACUUGGUGCUCGUGAUUGGGGCCAACGACACCGUCAAUCCUAUUGCGCUUGAGCCUGGCAGCCCCAUCGCAGGCAUGCCAGUACUGCAUGCGUGGAAGUCAAAGCAAGUGAUUGUGAUGAAGAGAGGAAUGGCCUCUGGUUACGCCGAUGUUCCCAAUCCCAUGUUUUACAUGCCUGGAACGAAGAUGUUAUUCGGCGAUGCUAAAACAACAUGCGAUGCCAUCAAAUCAGCAAUUGAGUCACGAAUCUAG